ACAAAUCCUCCUGGAAUUGCGCUCCCGGGGCUCUCCGGGCGUUCCCGGGGGUUGGGAUCUCAUCCCGAUCCGUGUCCCCCCAGGUGAUCCAGAGCCGGCAGAAGGAGGCUCCGUUCCUGCUGCCCGAGGACGUGUUCGGGAGAGCCCCCGGCUGAGUAAAAACCUGGAUCAGCUGGGGCCGGAGGUUUUUCUUCUGGCAGAGCAAGAUCAGCGAAGCGCUGGGAGGGAGCGGAUACAACCUGGAGCGGCUCAGCAUUCCCUACGUCCCGCAGCUCACGGACGAGGAUCGCUUAUCCAAGAGGAAAAGCAUCGGAGAGACCAUUUCCCUGCAGGUGGAGGUGGAAUCCCGGAACAGCCCCGAGCGGGAACAGAGAGCUCCGGCCGAGGAAAUCACCUACGAGACGCUGAAGAAAGCCAUCGCAGACAGCGUGGCCGUGGAGGAGCAGGAGCGGGAACGCCGGCGCCAGGUGGUGGAAAAAUUCCAGAAGGCUCCGUUCGAGGAAAUCGCCGCCCACUGCGGGGCCAGGGCGACGCUGCUCCAGAGCAAACUCAACCAGAUCUUCGAGAUCACCAUCCGGCCUCCUCCGAGCCCCUCUGGCACCGUCUCGGCCGCCUACGGGCAAUCCCAGAGCCACUCGAUCCCGGUGUACGAGAUGAAAUUCCCGGAUCUCUGCGUCUACUGAUGGGAAUGUGCCUGGAAUGUGGCCGGGAAGAGCCGCCUCCUUCCCAAGGAUCUCCCGGGAACGGAUUCCCGCCCUUCCCGGGGCGGGAAAAGCGGGAUCCGGACGCUCCGGGCUGUCCCGGCGUCCGUGAUCCCGGAAUUCCUUGUGGGAAAAGGAGGUUUGGGGAGGUUGUUGGUUGGGAAUCCCUCCCUGGAUUGGUGGGAAUGUGCAUCUCCCCCCCCUCUCCCCGGAAAAUCCCAUCAUUCCAGAGGGAUGAGGUUUGGGAAAGGCAGGAUGGGUUUUCUUGGGAAUGUGCAUCUCCCACGCCCCGGAAAAUCCCAGGAAUCAUUGGGAAUGGUGAGGAAAUCCUGGGAAAACGACGGGAAAAGAGGGAAUUUUGGGAGCAGCUGGGUCAGGAAUUGCAAGGAAAUCCCGGGAAACCGACAGGAAAAGAGGGAUUUUGGGUCGGGAAUCACGAGGAAAUCCCAGGAAACCACUGGGAAAAGAGGGAUUUGGGUCGGGAAUCACGAGGAAAUCCUGUGAAACCAGUGGGAAAAGAGGGAUUUUGGGUCGGGAAUCAUGAGGAAAUCCCGUGAAACCACUGGGAAAAGAAGGAUUUGGGUCAGGAAUGGUGAGGAAAUCCCGGGAAAUCGCUGGGAAAAGAGGGAUUUUGGGUCUGGAAUCACAAGGAAAUCCCGGGAAACCGCUGGAAAAAGAGGGAUUUUGGGUUGGGAAUCACGAGAAAAUCCUGGGAAACUGCUGGGAAAAGAGGGAUUUUGGGUCGGGAAUGGCGAGGAAAUCCCAGGAAACUACCGGGAAAAGAGGGAUUUUGGGUCUGGAAUGGCGAGGAAAUCCUGGGAAACCGGCAGGAAAAGAGGGAUUUUGGGUUGGGAAUCACGAGAAAAUCCUGGGAAACUGCUGGGAAAAGAGGGAAUUUGGGGUUGGGAAUGGUGAGGAAAUCCCGGGAAAUCGCCGGGAAAAGAGGGAUUUGGGUCAGGAACGGCGAGGAAAUCCCGGGAAACCGGUGGGAAAAGAGGGAUUUUGGGUCGGGAAUGGCGAGGAAAUCCUGGGAAACCGCCAGGAAAAGAGGGAUUUGGGGUCAGGAAUGGUGAGGAAAUCCCGGGAAACUGGCAGGAAAAGAGGGAUUUUGGGUCGGGAAUGGCGAGGAAAUCCCAGGAAACCACCGGGAAAAGAGGGAAUUUGGGUCAGGAAUGGUGAGGAAAUCCUGGGAAACCGUCAGGAAAAGAGGGAUUUGGGUCGGGAAUGGCGAGGAAAUCCCAGGAAACUGCCGGGAAAAGAGGGAUUUGGGUCGGGAAUCACGAGGAAAUCCCGGGAAACUGGCAGGAAAAGAGGGAUUUUGGGUCGGGAAUGGUGAGGAAAUCCCAGGAAACCACUGGGAAAAGAGGGAUUUUGGGUCGGGAAUGGUGAGGAAAUUGCACAUUCCCAAUCCCUGUUUUGGUGGGUGUUUUUUUCCAUGGAUUUGGAUUUCCAUGGAUUCGGGAUCGCCACCUGGGCUUUAAUCCCAGUUUAGGGAAGGACAGAGCUUAAAAACCCGGGAAAAGCGGGAUGGAUUCCGGUUCCCGGGCUGGAUUUGUGCCCAAGGCUCUUCCCUAAUUCCUGCUUUUCCCGGCUCCCGCUUUUCCCGGCUCCUCCUCCUUCCCGAUCCCUCCGAGGGGUGGAAAUUCCGGCCUCGGCAGGAAAACAAAGGUGGUUUUCCCUGGAAAAAGCCCCGAAAUCCUUAAAAAAAAAUCCCCAGCGGGAAAAAAUUCCCGCCCGAUUUGCGCAUCCGUGGAAAAACCGCCUCCCAGAAUUCCUCGGGAAGAGCCGCGGGAUCAUCCCGGCAUUCCCAAAAACCCCUCUUGGGACACAACCCCCGGGGGUUCUCCCCCUCUGGAGCAGCCCCAGAUCCCGCCAUUCCCGGUGUUUUUCCAUGGAAACCUCCCCUUCCCCCCCCAACACUUCCUGGUUUCCAGAGGCUCCGAAUUCCACCCGGAAUUCCACCCGGAAUUCCACCUUUUUUUUUUUUGUUUGUUUUCCCGGUGUUGUCGCCUAAUUUAGUUUUAGAUCCCGGCCUCGAGAUGCCAAAGUUAUCCCGGAAUUCCUGGAAUUCCCGGGGGCACGCGCUCGUUCCCACGUCCAUCCCGGAGCGCCGGGAUGUUCCCGGGGCGAUCCCGGCAUUCCCGAAGGCAGGGAAGGGAAUUCUG
Molecule: messenger RNA, 2866 nt
Organism: Pseudopipra pipra
Lineage: Eukaryota; Metazoa; Chordata; Aves; Passeriformes; Pipridae
Product: collagen alpha-1(III) chain-like
Exons: 8
Source: RefSeq, a predicted model, not a curated record